Molecule: messenger RNA, 1718 nt
Organism: Amphimedon queenslandica
Lineage: Eukaryota; Metazoa; Porifera; Demospongiae; Haplosclerida; Niphatidae
Product: tonsoku-like protein
Exons: 11
Coding region: 66-1718 (550 amino acids)
Biological process (GO): double-strand break repair via homologous recombination; replication fork processing
Cellular component (GO): nuclear replication fork
Molecular function (GO): protein binding
Source: RefSeq, a predicted model, not a curated record
GCGAGCCCGGUUUGUCCUAAUGCGCAUGCGUGGUAUUGAAAAUUUUCGCGGGAAAUCCAAUAAUCAUGGCGGGCAGAGAACUGGAAAGAUUUAUGCGAGAGAGAAAAAGAGCAUACGAUAAGAAUAAUCUAAAAGAGGCUGCCUCCAUAUGUAACAAUAUAGGGCUCUACUACAGUCAGAUUGGUAAUCACCACAAGGCGUUAAAGUAUCAUAUCGAAGAGCGUCAACUCUCGGAGAGUAUCAACGAUAAACUGGGUGUGGCAGUAGGUCAUCGUAAAGUGGGGGAGUGUCUUGCUGAGCUCGGCAGGUUCUCCGAGUCUCUGAAAGAAGAGGAACAGUAUCUCAAUUUAGUGGAAGACCUACAGAGUGGAGAAGAGAUACAAAGAGCUUAUGCUACCAUCGGGAAAAUAUGGUAUGAGAGGUACAAAGAAGGUGAUGGGGAGGAGUCAGUAGGUGUGGCCAAAUACUUAGACAAAGCCAGUCAGGCAUACGUACUAGCCCUCAAAGCUUGUGAUGGUUUAGCGGGCGUGGUUACUGAGAAAGAACUUCACGAAAUGAAAGGACGGCUUUAUCUUAACUUGGGCCUUGUAGCUGAGGAUAAUAAAGACUUGGAAUCUGCUGAAAAGCAUUACGAAGAAGCUUGUUCUUUAUCAAAAAAGUGCGACUGUCAUAAACUGACUUGGCAAAGUUUGUUUAAUUUAGCUGGUAUUCUAAUUAGUGCCCGUACACCGAACCGUGCCCUUGUUGUACUAGAAGAGAGUCUGAGGUUUUCUGAAAAGAGCAAAAUCAAACACGAUAGAUCGGUGACACUCUUUCAGAUUGCCAUGGUGUACAUUAAGCUCGUUGAUUUUCAAAAUGCAAAGAAAUAUCUGAAGUUAACAUUAAAAGCAUCAGAUGAAGAUUGGCCUGAUGAUGAAUACCAGCAACUAAUAAAGAAAUAUAAACUGGUUAAUAAGAUAUUAUCACUCAGUGAGUCAGUUACUGCUGAAGGAGUCUAUGAUGAUGUUAGGGAGAAGAUUAAAGUGUAUGACAGACUGGGGGACAUGUGUGCCAAUAAAGAGUAUCAGUUUUAUGAAGCAGCUGUCAAAUUUUAUCAGAAAGAGCUGCAGUUAGCUGAGGUGCAUGGUUUUGAAAUGAAGGAUAUCUCGAGGAUAUAUUUCUCAAUUGCAGAGACAUAUUGCGACAACGGACAGUACAAGGAAUCUCUUGAAUAUCAUCAGAAAGAACUACAAAUGUGGCAAGGUCACCCAUCUGAAGAGGCCUGUAGCUGGGCUAACAUGGCUAGAGUAUAUGAAUCUUCUAAUGAUGUAAAGAAGGCAAUUCAAGCGUACCACACUGCGAUUGAACUAGCAUCAUCUGUCAAUGAUUAUAAAUCACUAAUAGAUACUUAUGAUUCAUUGGUAUCAUACUGUACUAAUACUCCCGAUCUUGAGGGACAGACUGAGAAGUAUCAGGAAAAACUUGAUACUUUACUAGCUGAGCACCCUGAACUAGAGCGACCAAUCAAAAUGGAGGGAUCAGAAGAGACCACGCCCCUUGAUAGUGAAGACUUAAGGGAGGAGCUUGUCCUGUCAUUGUCAGAAUCAGAAGUAGAGGAAGAGGAAAUUGGUUUAGUUGACCACACCCACCAAACGAGACAGUUAAGAGGUAUGGCAGUUCGCAGGAAAGCCAAAGUUAGUUUCAAGGAAGUACCAAACUUUGUGGCCCAAAAUUUCUAA